AUGCGGGAAGAGAUUCUGUCGAAUACAUGGUUCUCGUAGCUGUUGUAUUUGACAAUAAUCUAGAGUUUAGAUUGAAGUAAAAGAGAAAAUGGAAAUCUACGACAACCAAUUGGCAACGUGAGAGAAUAAGAAUUUGAUGGCAGCGCUGGAGUUAUCGUUUCAAAACUGAUUGUCCAAUUCUCGAUGGAUUGCAAGUAUGUCAUGGAAUCCCAUCCUAUAAAGUGCGACGCUUGGCACAUUGGAGAUUCAAACCAUCAAAUACGUUUCUCCCAAGAAGCUUUAAGCUUGAUUUCUUGCAACUCAAAUUCUGUCCUCCCAAGUGAAACAACGGAAGCAUUGGCUUAACAAAAUGAAGAGUGUUUAUGCCAGAGUUAAUGAAGAAAAAGCAGAAAAUUCGAAACGCAUAGGCGUGGUAGUUGCUCUGACGUCAAUUCUCGUUGUGGCCGCACUCGUGUUUGUGGCCGUCAGUGCUUCUGUGGGCUCAAACGACGACGCUCAUCAUCAUCAUCAUGCUUGGAGAAGGGUCUCCAAAGUGGCGAACUCGGUGUGUAGCAAAACCCGUUAUCCCGAGCGAUGUAUCUCGUCCAUGGCUUCCUAUCCUGCUUAUCAGACUGCCAAACUUCACGAUCUCACUAACUUCGCUUUCCAAGUGAGCUUGCAAAGGGCUCAGAAAGCCCACGACUUCGCUCUGAGUCUCCAAAACAAUGUGAUGGAUAAAAGAGAGCGCGCGGCGUGGCACGAUUCUUUGGAGCUCUUCGAAGAUACCAUCGAUCGUCUCAACGUCUGCUCGAACAACGCUUCCUUACACACAGACUCCCCUAUUUGGCUGAGUGCAGCUCUGAAAAACCAGGAAACCUGCUUGAACGGAUUUCGUGAUCUCAAUUUGAGUGCAAGAAAUCCCAUCAGGUCUCUCCUGUCGUCCAGACCUGUGAAUUUGUCAGAACUAAUGAGCAACUCGCUUUCCAUGUUCAAGCUGCCCACUUUGCCCACGAAGACAAUUAAUAAACGCCGCCUGCUAUCUGUAAAUAACGGAGAUUUCCAUUCCCACCAUGGCAGUGAGAAUAAAGAUGGAUUUCCCGAGUGGCUAUAAGCGGGAGAUCGCAAGCUAUUGCAGGCGUCAAGCCCGGCCAGCCAAGCGAAUGCAGUGAUAGCCCAAGGCGGUUGCGGCAAUUACCGAGCAAUCGCGGAAGCAAUCAACGCUGUGCCUGCGCAGAGCAGCAAGAGAUAUAUUUACAUUAAGGCGGGAACUUACAAGGAGAACAUCGACAUAUCGAACAAUAUAACUAAUUUGAUGUUGGUGGGAGACGGCAAUGAUAAAACCGUGGUGACUGGAAGCAAGAGCGUCCAAGACGGCGUCAUUACCUUCAAAACUGCAACCAGGAGAAAGUUUAGAAUUCAGCCAAAUGAAUUUUGUGAUUUAUUUUUUAUUUGUGUGUUGGUGUGUGCACUUGCAGCUGUUUCUGGCAACAGAUUCGUGGCCAGAGAUAUGACGUUCGUGAACACGGCAGGGGCGGAGAAGCACCAGGCUGUGGCACUUCGAGUGGGCUCUGACAAGUCGGCCGUGUACAGGUGCAGCAUUAAAGGCUACGGAAUUUCAGUCCAGAAUUGCGUAGUGUCCGCGUCUUCUGAUCUCGAAGCUGUGAAAGGGUCCCUUAAGACAUACCUGGGGAGGCCGUGGAUGGAAUACUCUCGCACUGUGAUCACGAGUGCGACUGAAGCCGCCAAGUUCACAGUUGCUCAAUUCAUCUAUGGGACUUCGUGGAUUCCAGCUACAGGAGUCGCUUAUACUUCGGGCUUGUAA
Messenger RNA from Cryptomeria japonica (Japanese cedar), 1801 nucleotides. Its product is annotated as pectinesterase 1. Gene Ontology annotation, molecular function: pectinesterase activity; pectinesterase inhibitor activity. NCBI's taxonomy places the organism in Eukaryota, Viridiplantae, Streptophyta, Pinopsida, Cupressales, Cupressaceae. The record is from RefSeq and is a predicted model, not a curated record. Gene Ontology annotation, biological process: cell wall modification.